ACACGGGGGACUUCCGUCGGUGCCUCUUCUAGCUGGAUAACGAUGGCUUUCCCUGAGUUUACGUGGGAAUAAUUAAAGUUGUAUGACAACAAACAAUCAAUGCAAAAACACCCAGCCCGUCGGAAGAAUGUAACACAGUUACUGUGAUUAUUAACGUGAUUUAUUAAAAACAAACGCUAGUUAGCUAACCGAUGCUAACUAAACGCUCCGUAAAAGUUGCUUGAAGUUGUCGACACAACACUGUUACCGUUAGCUUUGGUUGAUGGCCGGUGUCGCUCCCCCCGUCCCGUCCGCUCUGGCCUCAUUUCUCUCCACGUUGCUUCCCCGGGGCUUCGCCGUGGGGCCCUCGCGGCUCUGUGGGGGCACGGUGGGGCUGUGGUGGGUCGGCCGCUCGCUGGAGGCCGGAUCCCUGCUGGGGAGGGACGGGGACACGGAGUGGGCCUACGAGUGUCAGCCCGACCCGAUGACAGACGGUGAACCCACGACGGACCCUGAAUCCGAAACAUGUCAGACCAACAGCACAGACGCAGAGAAGGCACUGAUUGAGAAAGCAGCAAAUACAGAAGAAGCUUUAAUAAAAAGAGCCGUCUGGAUCAAAUUUGCCUGCCGGGCGCGAAACAGAGCCCAGCAGAACGUGUCGGAGCAGUGCGCCUGUGGAGAGGUGUGUGCGGCCGGGUGUGUGGAGGCGUGUCUGCGCGUAUGUCGGGACAUCCAGCCGGGAACAGAGCUGCUGCUGUACGGAGGAGGAGACGCGGUGGGAAGAAGUCAGACAGCAGACGAACACGACUCCACUGGACACAUAGAUUUCGCGGUGGAGACUUUAGCCGCCGACGUUUCUGUCAUUCAAGAGACGGAGGAGGAGGAGGAAGAGGAAGAACGGCGCAGGUGCAUCAAGAGGAGUCAUCGGAUCACACACCUGAGGAACAGGAGAGUGAAGGAAACCCCGGACAAUAUCACAUCAUCAGGUGGACAGACAGACGGCACAUGUGGUGUCCCGGCUGCUGUGGACAGACAGACGCACCGUGAACCCACAGACCGUCCCGUCCGCUGCAGCUCCCGCCUGGCUGCCAAACCGCGACGCAUUCACUGUGUGAGCGGCCACGGGAAGCAACCGCCCGAACAGACGGAGGGACGGGGCCGGAGCUCCGCCGAGGACGCCGCCGCCGCGCCUCCUCCAGACGAGGCGGUUCCCGAGAGGAGGACCUCGGGGCCCGACGAGGUCCUUGCCGAGGAGACGGUUCUCUCGUGGGAUCCGGAGAUCAGAGAGAGGCGGUACAGGUGCUCCAGCUGUGGGAAGAAGUUCUACCAGAUCGGUCACCUGAAGAAGCACCAGUUCAGCCACACGGAGGAGAAACCCUUCAGCUGCCAAGAGUGUGGGAAGAACUACACCUCAGCAGAAAGCUUCAGAGCCCAUCAGAUGAGUCACCGCGGCGAGCGCCCGUUCUCCUGCCCUCACUGUGAGAAGUCCUACGGGCUGAAGCGGGACCUGAAGGAGCACCUGGUCCUUCACACCGGGGAGAAACCCUACGUCUGCGAGCACUGCGGCAAGGCGUUCGCCCGCCGGCCCUCGCUGCGCAUCCACCGCCUGCUUCACUGCAGCAGAAGGAUUUACACUCAGCUUCCGAAGGUGCAGUGUACAGUCUGCCCCAAGCUGCUGGCUAACUCCGGCUCUCUGAGGAACCACAUGAAGCUCCACACGGGAGAGAAACCUCACGUCUGUCAGCACUGUGGGAAGUGCUUCAGUCAGAAAGGGAACCUGGAGUCUCACUUGAGAACUCACAACGGGGAGAAGCCGUAUCCCUGCGGCGAGUGUGACCAGAGCUUCUCCCAGAAACCAGACCUCCGUCGGCACAUGUUUUCCCACACGGGGGGAGGUUUCCUCUGCAGCUACUGCGGGAAGUCACUGAGGGACCCGCACAGCCUGAAGUCACACGAGAGGCUGCACACCGGAGAGAGACCCCAUCGCUGCCCCGUCUGCGGAAAAGGCUACACGUUAGCCACGAAGCUGCGGAGACACAUAAAGUCGUCCCACCUGAUAGAGAAGCCGUACAGCUGCCACUGCGGUGCUUCAUACACGGUGAGACAGAGUCUGCUGAGGCACCAAGCUCAGCACAGGACCGAGGGAGGAACUCAGGAGGAGGUGAAGGCGGCCGAGUCGGAGGAAGGACACGGAGAGGAGACGGAAAGCAGCAGAGCGACGGAGGAGGAGGUGCACGAGUCGGCUUCUUCUGGCUCCGGUCACCCGAAGCCGAUCAGAGGCCGACCCAAGAAGAGCUCGCUUCCUCUGGGGGAAGGAGAGAAGGAGGAGGGUCAAGUGAGGCGGAAAAGGGGACGAGGAAAAGUGGAGGAAAAGGAGGCGAGGAAAGAAACUGGGACGGGAGGAGACGAGGAGGCUUCAGGUAACAUCCAACAUGUCGUCUACGUCCACGCAGACGGCCUGUCCAUAGACAACUCGCUGCCCUCAGGGACGGAACAGGAGCUGGUGGAGGUGGUCAUAUCGGAGGGCGCAGAGCAGUGCAUUGUGGUCCACGGGCAGCAGACAGUAGGGGAGCUGCUGAUCCUACAGGAGGAGGGGGACGGACUCUGCUCUGUGGCGCAGACAGUUGAGAUAAACACAGGGUAGUCUGGUGGCUUCUACAGGACAGAUGUUUCAGAGGGAUCAGGUCGUGUCACACAGAUGUUACAGCAGAUUUCAUCAAUUCAUCAUGUUCACUACAUCUCGGUUAACUUAAGUUGUGGUUUACACGUGUCUUUUUGUCCAAUCAUGCCCGGACGCAUUAACUGUCAAGUCUGUCUCCGAGAUCGUAUUUUGCUCGUAUUGGGAUUCAAUCAGCCAGACCACAUGCUGAGUUGUUUUGGCUCCUUUAGAGUCCUUUUCAGUUACUACUGACAAAAAACCCCAAUAUUUCCUGAUUUUUGUAGCUUCAAAAUAAAAACCUUUUAAAUAAAAAACAAUUGCGGGGGACUUUUAUUGUGAAGAAUUUGUUAGC
Messenger RNA from Anarrhichthys ocellatus (wolf-eel), 2990 nucleotides. RefSeq names its product zinc finger protein 408-like. The record is from RefSeq and is a predicted model, not a curated record. Lineage: Eukaryota; Metazoa; Chordata; Actinopteri; Perciformes; Anarhichadidae. The transcript has 9 exons. Gene Ontology annotation, cellular component: nucleoplasm. Gene Ontology annotation, molecular function: RNA polymerase II cis-regulatory region sequence-specific DNA binding; DNA-binding transcription repressor activity, RNA polymerase II-specific; DNA-binding transcription activator activity, RNA polymerase II-specific. The coding region runs from base 263 to 2623 and encodes 786 amino acids. Gene Ontology annotation, biological process: regulation of immune system process; regulation of cytokine production; negative regulation of transcription by RNA polymerase II.